This is a messenger RNA of Rhagoletis pomonella (apple maggot), 7115 nucleotides long. Its product is annotated as paired box protein Pax-6. Bases 1263 to 4571 code for a protein of 1102 amino acids. The transcript is spliced from 10 exons. Gene Ontology annotation, molecular function: RNA polymerase II cis-regulatory region sequence-specific DNA binding; DNA-binding transcription factor activity, RNA polymerase II-specific. NCBI's taxonomy places the organism in Eukaryota, Metazoa, Arthropoda, Insecta, Diptera, Tephritidae. The record is from RefSeq and is a predicted model, not a curated record. Gene Ontology annotation, biological process: anatomical structure development; regulation of transcription by RNA polymerase II.
GAUAAUAAAGUAAAUGCGCGGCAGUUGCAGUUAGUACGCACAAAACAAUCAAAGAAUAAAUAAACGGACGCACGUCCCGCGCUGUAUUAUCAGAAACAAAUGUGAGUGUAAAAUGCGUGCGUGCGGCGAGACUCGAACGUAGCCAUGUAUGUACAUACAUACAGAUGUAAGUUCGUAUAAAGCUGAGGCCAGCGAAACCAACAACUAACUGGCCCUUUGUUAAUGAAUUUUGGCACAUUUGUCAAAUACCGCGCGAUUUGAAUAUGUCAAUGGAGCACUGCGUCGGCCGCAUGUAAAAAGCCAACGUCGAGAGUGACGCGCGUGUACAUACAUAUAUACAUACAUAAAUACGAAGUAUGUUGUUUUUGUAAGACAAUCCAAGCAAAAAACGCGUAACAAUCUCGUUGCGGUGAAUGUCGUUUGCAACUGAUGUGUUUUAAAAAAUGCAUUUAAUUCAUAUUACCAAUACAUAAUUUAAAGUGGAAAAGUGUGUUGUGGCAUAAUUAAUGCGAUAAAAAAAUACCUACCAGCUAAUGAAGAAUACAUAGUUACGGUGAUAACAACGGUAAAACAAAUGGAAAAAAUGCAUCCCCAACAAAAGCUCCUGCCAAUUAAGAAUUCAGACACACAAAAAAGCAGCAAAAGCUGAUUAAUUUACAAUUCAAUUCGACCUUCAGUGAAGUGCAAAAACUAAGUGAAGAAAAACUGUAACUGUACUAAUUUGUAUACAAAUUUGCAAAAUUUCCUGUAAAGUGGAUAACGCGUUCGCCGUCGUUAAGCUUACGGCCCGCUCCAAUAUAACAACCAUUGACGCUGUUGAGGGCGACGGCGACGUUGGCGAUUACAAUAAUCACCAACAACUCGAUCUACAACUACAUUCAACAGCAACAACACAGCAUGAGCCAAACUCACCGCCGCCUCAAACUGAGCAACUACGACAGGAACUGGAACUGGAACAACAACAGCAGCAGCAGCAGGAGCGGCAAUUUGCCACAACAGCCUUGCCAUCCAUUUAUGAGCAUCAGCCGCUAGGCGUAUCAUCUCAUCCCGACCAUCAGCAACAGCAUCAGGAGCAAAAAUUUUACAAUCAUUUCUAUACGCAUGACGAUUUCGCACAAACCCUCUAUCAACAUAAGCAACAACAGCAGCAGCAACAGCCAUAUAGAACACAAUCAUACGAGCAGAAUCAACAAUAUCAGCAUUAUACAUAUUAUCGACAUCAGCAACAAGCAACACAACAUCAACAACUAAAAUUACUCGAAAUGUUUGCCCUGCAACCAACACCACCCAUGGGCGCCGUUAUUUCGCCCUGGUCGGGCACCAUGAUCGACCGAAUACCGACGCUCGAUGACAUGCCGCAUAAAGACAAUGUAAUUGCGAUGAGAAACCUACCAUGUUUGGGUGUUGGUGUCGGUAGUAGUAAUGGUAGCAGCGGCGGCAUCGGCGUCAGCAGUAUCAGCGGCGUUGGUGUCGGCGGUGGCAGCGGUGGUAUCGGUGUUGUCAGUGGCGGCGUUGGAAUCGGUGGCGUCGUUGGCGGGCACGGUACGGGCAAAUCAGCCGCUGUUGCCGCUGCUGCUGCUGCUUUGGAUGCAACAACUUCAGCGGAAGCGCAACCACCCAUAACGCCACACGCAACGCCGUCAUAUUUCGCCACAACAUACUACCACCUAAGCGACGAUGAAUGUCACAGCGGUGUAAAUCAGUUAGGUGGUGUGUUCGUGGGAGGACGGCCGCUUCCUGAUUCAACGCGUCAGAAAAUUGUUGAGUUGGCACAUUCUGGUGCCCGCCCUUGUGACAUAUCACGAAUAUUGCAAGUUUCCAAUGGCUGCGUUAGCAAAAUUUUGGGCAGAUACUAUGAAACUGGUAGUAUUCGUCCCCGCGCCAUUGGCGGCUCGAAGCCGCGCGUUGCCACCGCGGAGGUUGUGAGUAAGAUUUCUCUGUACAAACGUGAAUGCCCCAGCAUCUUUGCGUGGGAGAUACGCGAUCGACUGCUGCAGGAAGGAAUAUGUACGAACGACAACAUUCCCAGUGUUUCCUCCAUUAACCGAGUGCUGCGCAACUUGGCCGCCCAAAAGGAACAACAGCAGCAACACGGCUCGCUUUUAACGAAUGGCAGCAGCAGCAGCAAUGGCGGCAGUGCAAGUAGCGCCACUGGCAACCCGAACGCUUCCAACCCCACGAGCAGUGCUGCCGGCAAUGGCUUAGGUGGAGGUUCCACCAGUGGCGGCAGUGGGGAAUUGAUGCAGACAACCAACACACCGCUGAACUCCGACGGCAGUAUGAGUAGCAGUGUCGGUGGUGGAGACGGCGAUGGCGGCACGACGAAUGGUAGCGUUGCUGGUAUUAGUGGCACCACAGACUCUGCGGAUGCUGUUUACGACAAGCUACGCCUGCUAAAUGGCCAACAUCAACAUAGCGGCAUAGGCUCAAACUCAUCACUUCCACCGCCGGCGGGCACGCUGGCACCUGCGGCUCCACAUCAUUAUCACCACCUGCAGUCGCACUCGCACCCACAGACACACCCGCAUAUGCACGCCUCGGCCACAUCGCUGCCGCCCCACCACGCACAUCACCUACCGCACACGCACCAUCAUGCUAUAUCAAAUCAAAGCUGGCCGCCACGACACUAUUCUACUUCAUGGUAUUCGCCUCCGCUAAAUCGUGGCGCUGGUGGUGGCGGGGGACCAGUCUCCAGCGGGGUGAACAGCGCCAGCAGUGGCGGCAUUUCAUCGCCAACGGAAAUUGUGACCUCAGCUUUUGCUUCGGGUGUACAGCCGCUUAGUCCGCACGGAGGCGGUGGUGGCGCCGCCAACGUCAACGGCGGCAGUGGGAGCACCAGCAACUUGUCCUCCGCGCAACACAACAGCUGCCCAAUGACCGAUGAAAUACUACUGAAAAAGGAGCUCGAUGGUCAUCACUCGGAUGAGACUGGGUCGGGAGAAGGCGAGAAUUCCAAUGGAGGUAUUUCCAAUAUUGGCGCUAAUGAUGAUGACCAAGCCCGCCUGAUACUUAAACGUAAACUGCAGAGGAAUCGCACCUCCUUCACCAACGAGCAAAUCGACAGUCUAGAAAAAGAAUUCGAACGCACUCAUUAUCCGGAUGUAUUUGCACGUGAGCGCUUGGCUGGAAAAAUAAGCCUGCCAGAGGCUCGGAUACAGGUUUGGUUUUCUAAUCGGCGCGCAAAAUGGCGACGCGAGGAGAAAUUGCGGAAUCAGCGCAGGACACCCAACUCCACCGGUGGCGGUUCAACCGUUUCUGCAACUUCCGUCACCGACAGUCCCAACAGCGGCAGCGGCGCCACCCUCGUACCCACCGGAACACGAAUGUUUUUUGAUUAUUUCGGCUAUGCUACGCCAACGACAGAUGCACCGAACCCCGACAGCAUUAUUUCAUCGUCUCCAUUAGCGAAUAACUCAGCGUCCGCGGUAGCAGGUGCUGCAGCCGCGGCGUCAGGGGAGUCCCAAACCACAGUCGGGGGACCGGCCAGCGGUGCCGGCACUCCCGAACAUCUCGGCAGCGGGCAGCACUCUUCAUCGGCCAGCAGCAGUGCCAGCGGUACAAGCGUUGCGAACCUGGGCCAUAGUAAUGGAGGUGGGCAAUCCGACGGCGGGCGGAACUGCGCCGGAAUGAUGGGACUGGGAGCGACCGGCAAUGGCACAUGUGCACCGAUUGGCGCAGUGCACACAUAUAAUCCAGCGGCGCAUCACGCACACACCACUCAUCCUCACCUAGCUAGUUCCAUUGUGCCAUCGAUAUCGCCGCGACUCAAUUUGAACAGCGGCUUCAGCGGCUCAAUGGGAUCAAUGUAUCCAACAAUACACCACCACUCCACUAUGUCUAUGAGCGAAACCUACAGUUCUAUGGCGUCCAUGUCGUCCUUCACGCAUCCCUCGAUAACAUCAAUUCCCGGCUCACCGAUGUCCCAGCCACGUGAUCUGACCCCGCCAUCCCUGUACCAGUGUCAUAUGUCGUUGCGCGCUCCUUUGCCGCCUCCUCCGCAUCACCACGCCGUGGUAGGCGGCUUUAGCCUACCGGUAUCGAACGCAGCGCAUGGCAGUGGUAAUGCGAUGGUCGCUAGCCCUGGCACGCCCGGCAGCAGCCUUUCUAACCUUCAAUCACCAUGCAGCGGCUACGAUGGCAGUCUGGGUACUUACGGCCAAACAUUAGGCUUGCAAUCACCAACGGCACUACCGCCACACUCUUCCGCCACCGUUUCCUCGUUGCCACAAGUUUCCAGUGAGAGUCCGUUGACAGCAUUGAAUUGCAGCAGUCGGCCGACGACAAUGAAUAUCGGCAAUACGCGGACGCUGUCCGCACGUAAUUCACCUUGCAGCCCGUGUCAUCAGCUAAGCACACCCAACAAUGGUAGCGGAGGAAACGGGAGUGUAACCUCGGGUCCCACUGACAGCUAUUCCCAAAUGGGAUAUGGCUACGCGGCAGCAACGGCAGUGGCGACAGGGGUGUGCAGUAACAAUGGUAGCGCCACGUCAGGGACAACGACAAGCUCACAAAACCAGCCAAGCAAGCAGCAGCAGUUUUUUGCCUCAUGCUUUUACUCGCCCUGGGUUUGAGUUUUCCAUUUCGGCGACAAUUAUGUCUAAUGGUCAAGCAGUCUGACAUUCAUGCAGCAAACCCGUGUACCGCUACAAUGGAUUAAGACAAGUUUAGCAUAAGCAAAUUACAAAAAAAAAAUGGUUUUUUCAAUAACCUGGUCAUUAUAUUUCAGUGAAAAACUUUUACUUUACUUUAUUGAGAUCUCAACUGAAACUAAAAUUAAAUCAAAAAGACUAAAAACGUUUGAGGCAUAUCCGAAAUUUGUUUGUAAUAAUAAUUAUUAUCUAGUAAAUAUAUUACUGAUUUGGUUUAAGCUUACCAAUACCGGACAUUCACAAAAGUAAAUAAAUUCCAACGGAUGUAACAAAAAGGACUGCAUUACAUACUCCUCUAAAGACAACAGGUCUAAGGUCCUUUUGAAAAGGUUUAGGUCGGACACCAGUCCUUCGUCCGCGAAUAACAAUAUGCCUUCCGGUGAGUGUAACCGACUGUACUCCAAACCCAGCAGAACCUGGAAGAACUAACCCCGCAGGGUGGCGUCUUCCAACUACUACUGUUAUAUUUCUAUAUAUAAAAACUUUCUCCUCACCUGAGAGCGCAUCCUUGAGUGCUGGACUUGGCUGUUCAAUUUUAGCGCCUUGUUCCAGUUUUUUCACUGCUCGAAAUGUCAUACUUUUCCCUGCUAAAUUACGGCCAAUCUGUAAUUGAGAACGCUUCUGCUACAUUCACAUUCUGCAUGUGAUUUUUUACUAGCAUUCAAUAACAUAAAUUGUGAACCAAUCUCAAAAGUGGUUGUUAUAUUUUUAAAUCAAAAAAUCACAUUUUUGAAACGAAUUAUUUAUGUAUGUAGGUACAAAUGUAUGUAUAUAUAUGUUGAUGGAAACUCAAUUAAUUCUAUCCUGGUAAAAAGGCAUUAACAUAAUAAAUCAAAUCAUACAUCUUUUUAGGAGUCGUAUUUAAACGUACUUAUGUAUUAUUUGUUAUUCGAAUAUGGCAUUAACAUAAUAAAUCAAAACAUACAUCUUUUUAGGAGUCGUAUUUAAACGUAUGUAUUAUUUGUUAAACGCAUAUGAUGCCUGUACCUCAAAAUGCCAAAAAAAUUAAAAAAUUUUAUUUUACUUGAGAAAAGUUCCAAAAUUUGCUUUGUUAAUUUUAAAUUUUUCUAAAAGUAAAAAUCUUUCGAGAACCUGUUAAGAAGGUAAUUUCUGUAGAAUGAGCUACUACUAACUCCUUAUUGACGGCGAAGUGACAUCGUGGCGAUCGGAAAGAAAAUUCUGUUCCAUUUGCUGGCAGGGCAUAUUUUUCAAUUCGUUCUGUUAUAUUACGCUCCAAAUGAUGUUCUACUGGUAUGUAAUCAUAGAAGAAAAAGCAUACAAUUAAAAUACCUAUCACACACUCAUGUGGUCAUAAAUGAAUAUGGUGCAGAAUUCGUGCUAUUAAUUAUCGCAUAACAUGAGCAUAUAAAGUACAUAUGUGCAUACUUUUAUACAUACAUACAAAUAGAUUCCUAUCUAUAUAUACAUAUAUAAGUAACGUAAAAGUAGGGGAGUCUCGAAAGUACUGUUAAAGAAAAGAAAAUACACAUACAUAUUAAUGUACAUAUAAAAUUGCAUUAUAUAUCAAGUUCCAAAAUAAUUUUCUGUAAUGAAUUAAUUAAUAUAUGUAUGCAAGUCUUCAAAUCGAAUUUACAUUUGUACAUAUCUCGUUUCGAGUGCGACUAAGAAGUAGAAAAUAAAACUGUACUCAUUGUAUGAACUUGUAAAUACUUUUAGAGCUAUGUAUAUUCGUUUUACCAUAAUAUAAGAUUUAUAUACACCUACAUACAAAAGGUGUUUACGAUUUGGUAAGUUCUAGGCCAUCUAAAAAUGCACGCGUAGUUUAAAACAUAUCGCAAAGGGUAUUCAAAAAUAUAGAUACAUAAGUAUCUGUAUUUACAGUAUUUCUUGUGAUUUGCCAGCGAAACAUUUGUUAAACAUUAUGUAUUUUUAGUAAAGAAAACUCACAAUAUUUAAUGCUUUUCGAUCACUGUAGUACCUAUUAAAGAACAUAGAAAAGUAUUCUCAGAAAGGGGAGGCUGUUGGGGACUUUUCGGAGACAUACGAUAUGUAAAGGUAAGUAUGGAAUGAGAUGGAGGAGGAAAGUAUCACAAAAAUAACUUGGUACAAAUCUUCUCCAACUAUAAAUGUACGAAAUUAUCCCUCCGCAGUCUUUUAUUUUGUGUUAGUGAAUUGGAUGUGGUGAACACUGUUACCACAGCCUCCCAAAAAAAUUAUCCAAAAUUUUGCCAAAAAGGUAUCCAAAAGUAUCCACUUUUUUGGUUUUAAGGAUCCACUUCCAGAUUUUGUCUUUUUAGUUUGUAUAAAUAACACCUAAACCAUUUCAUCUUUCAUUAAUAUUCGCUUUUAAUACAUUUGGAAAACAUUAUGUUUUCUAGUGUUUCUAGAGAUUUGAUUUAUUUGUUGUUGAGAUCAGAAAAUAUGCGCUCUGCAGCGGCGGAGUUAUGGGGCAAGCAAAACAAAUUAUAGAAAUAAAGCUGAUUGAUUAUAUAAAGUUUCGUUCAA